AGUAAAGAGAUCAAGAUAACUGACAUGGAAAACGUUCUGAAGGGUGAAAGAACUUCCACCUCAAUUGAUGAGGAAGUGGUUGGUUUUAAGGAUGAUGCUGAAAACAUAAUUCAACAAUUGACGGGUGGAACGAAGGAACUAGACAUUGUCUCGAUUGUUGGAAUGCCAGGACUAGGCAAAACAACUUUGGCUACAAUGGUUUUCACUCAUCAUUGUAUUGAUAAACACUUUGACGUUCGAGCAUGGUGCUCUAUUUCAAAAGAAUAUAAUUUGAGGAAGGUGUUCUUAGAGAUUCUUAAACAAGUUGUAGGCAGUGUGGAUGGUAUACGAAAUGAAGACAUGCCAGACAAGCUGCGCAAGAGUCUAAUGCACAAGAGAUACCUCAUUGUUUUAGAUGAUAUAUGGGAAGUUGAGGCUUGGGAAGAGUUGCAGUUAUCUUUCCCCGAUGAUGAAAAUGGAAGCAGAGUAGUGCUAACAACUCGAGAUGAGGAAGUGGCUAGGCAGCUUAAGCACCACAGUGAUCCAUAUUUUCUUCGAUUUCUCACUGUGGAUGAGAGCUGGGACUUAAUUCAGAAGAAAGUAUUUCAAGGAGAGAUUUGUCCCCCAGAGCUACUUAAAAUAGGAUUACAAGUUGCUGAAAACUGCAAGGGAUUACCUCUUGUGAUUGUUUUGAUUGCUGGAAUUAUUGCAAAGCAAAGGGAAGCCUCUUUGUGGCUUGGGUUCGCAGAAGAUUUAAGUUCCCAUGUAUUAGAAGAGCAAAGCAUGAAGAUAAUAGAAUCAAGUUAUGACCAUUUGGAGGACCAUUUAAAAUCUUGCCUGCUUUACAUGGGAUUGUUUCCAGAAGACCAUCAAUUUCCAGUAUUCAAUUUGCUAAACUUGUGGAUAGCGGAAAAUUUUAUACACAGUGUGGACACAGAGAAUGUUGAAGAAGCAUCUAAAAUUUGCUUGAAUGAUCUAGUGAACAGAAGCUUAGUUAUUGUUUCUCGAAGGAGAGAAGAUAACGGUGAGAUAGAAUACUGCACUGUUCAUGAUGUAGUGCAUGAGUUUUGCAUGAGGAAACUUACAAAAGAAAAGUUUAUGCAGUACCGGCCUUCAAAGGAACCCCAAUAUAUUAGGUUUAUCCAUGAUGAUCUUGUUCACCAAUUGUUGCAGUAUACAAAAUCAUUGGAUAGGAUUCCAAUGUUGGCAGGCUUGAAGGAAGGAGAGUCUUUUGCUCAAUGUCAUGAUAGGUCUCUUAAGUUUAUUGCUCAUCCAAAGUCCCGUGUUUGGGAAAAGACUUUUCCUUUACUCGAUAACUUAAGAUUUAUUCGGGUGUUGCAUUUGUCAGAUGUCUAUUUGGAAAGACGUUCUUGGACUACAGCAGUGCAAGCAGUAACUCACUUGAGAUAUCUUGCAAUUUGUACCCAAGAAUUUGAUUUCCAGUGGGUAUCACACCUACGCUAUCUACAAACUUUGCAGGUGGUGGGGAAUAGUGAUUUUUCAAGGCGUUUCGAGACAUCCCCUUCUAUUUGGAAUAUACAGGAUUUUUCCUUCAAAUGGGAAGACAAUGAUCGAGCACUGUUCGAAGAAUCUUCAUCAACUUUGUUACCAGACUUGAAGACUUUUGGGAAGUGUCGUAUAUACUUGGCUGAUAAGACUCCGGAGUUCUGGUGGAGAUUUCCAAAUAUUGAACAACUCAAGCUCCACUUUAUUGAACCAGGUUAUGAAGUUGAUAUGCCUAAUCUUGAAGAACUCCCACUUCAAUCUCUCGAACUGUGUUUUUCACGCCCGAUUUCAGGCUACAAAUCCAUUGGACAGGCCCGCUGUGUUGUCUUCCCUUCAAAUCUAAAGGAUUUGUCCCUUGAUAGACUUUGCCUAACAGAAGAAGCUUUUUCACAACUUGCAAGUCUGCGAAACCUUGAAAGUCUCAAACUACGUAAUAUAUACUUUAAGCCGGAAAGUAGAUUCAGGCAGGCUGGAUAUAGCAUAUGUUGGGAUGUCAGUGAUUAUGAGUUCCUAGCACUCAAAUACUUUCUUUUACAGAAUAUUCUCGUGACAGAAUGGCGCUCCUCAGAGUCAUCCUUCCCUGUGCUGGAGAAAUUAAUUAUAAACAAAUGCACAAUUCAGUGUGAUCAGAUCCCUUCUAGCUUUGUGGAUAUCCCGACAUUGAAGUUGAUUAAGUUGAUUGGCUGCAACUACUCACUUGAGAAGUCAGCUUUCAACAUUAAAAAUGAAGUGGAAGAGAUCGCAGGAUGUGAUAGUCUCCAAGUUCAUAUUCAGUAUCAACCAGACAGAUAUGCAGAUGCAGAUUUUGCAGCAGAAUGCUUCAGUGUUUGGGAUCAAGAAAACAACCGUAGCUCACUGACGCCUUUUGACUUGAGGUUGCAAAUGACUUAUGUUCCCAUGUUUGUAAUGACCUAUUAGUUUGUUUUGAGUUUUAG
Molecule: messenger RNA, 2420 nt
Organism: Solanum stenotomum
Lineage: Eukaryota; Viridiplantae; Streptophyta; Magnoliopsida; Solanales; Solanaceae
Product: putative late blight resistance protein homolog R1A-4
Exons: 2
Coding region: 25-2403 (792 amino acids)
Biological process (GO): defense response to other organism
Molecular function (GO): ADP binding
Source: RefSeq, a predicted model, not a curated record